ACCCGGCAAUGGAUGGAAAUAUACACCUCAAAAUCAUUUGAAAAUCCCUUACAGUUUUAAUUUCUACUUACUUGUGAGUAAUGAAUGUUUCAGUUAAAAAUAUCUCACAGUUGYUAUUUGAUGAAGUGCGUCUUUGCAAACAGAAAAAUGGCCACAUUUCAGACGAGCUGCUGUCUGCAUUGCAUUUCAUCUUUGGCCAGUCAUUACUUCAUUCACUUGACCUGAURGACAAGCAUAACAUUACAAAGCUUGUUUCUCCUAGCAGUCGUGCUAUWUACCAGGUUGUUGGAAGUUCAGGACAGACUUACACCUGUUUGUUAAAUGGCAGUUUUUGCACUUGCCCUUCUUACACAUACACAGUUCUUGUCAAAAUGGAUUCAGUUAUGUGUAAACACCUUUUGGCUGUAAAUAUGGCAGAAGCUCUUGGUAACGUCAAAGAAAGACAAGUUUCUAAUGAGAGUAUUGUUGCAUAUCUUAGCUAUGAUUGCUGAAGUCUCUCUACCAAUCUACAAUGCAUG
Messenger RNA from Exaiptasia diaphana, 518 nucleotides. RefSeq names its product zinc finger SWIM domain-containing protein 7. Gene Ontology annotation, molecular function: zinc ion binding. Gene Ontology annotation, biological process: double-strand break repair via homologous recombination. Gene Ontology annotation, cellular component: Shu complex. The transcript is spliced from 6 exons. Lineage: Eukaryota; Metazoa; Cnidaria; Anthozoa; Actiniaria; Aiptasiidae. Bases 81 to 491 code for a protein of 136 amino acids. The record is from RefSeq and is a predicted model, not a curated record.